UGGAGUUUGAAGAGAGCCAUCGACGUGCAGGAAAGAUGCCACGAAAAAACAAAAGAAGCAGGGCUCAGACGCUAAGAUGGCUGCAUCAUGCAGCGUUGCAGCAGCUGUUGGUGGCUAAAGAUUGGGUUCCCCCUGAGCAGCAGGACUGUAGCUCCAGUGUGGACCAGCAGGAGCCAGAGCCCCCCCCAAACAUUAAAGAGGAACAGGAGGAACUGUGGAGCAGUCAGGAGGGAGAGCAGCUUCAAGGGCUGGAGGAGGCUGAUAUCACCAAGUUCCCAUUCACUCCUGUCCCUGUGAAGAGUGAAGAUGAUGAAGAGGAAGCUCAGUCCUCACAGCUUCAUCAGAGACAGACUCAACACAUGGAAACAGAAGCUGAUGGAGAGGACUGUGGAGGACCAGAACCAGCCAGGAACUCACAUCCACUUUUACAACCAGAGACUGAAGACCAGACUGGAGACUCUUCUGAACCUGAGACUGAUGACAGUGCUGAUUGGAAGGAGACCAGAGAACCUCCGUCAGCUUUAAACUCUCUGAAACAUGAUUCAAGAUGUAAGAAACCAUUCAGCUGCUCUGAGUGUGGGAGAAUAUUUGGCACCAGGGGACAUCUGUUUGAUCACAUGAGAAUCCACCCAAGAGAGAAAAAAUACAGCUGCAGUGUUUGUAACAAGAGAUUUUUCUGGCGUCAACAGGUCAGAAGACAUAAAUGCGUCAACCUUCAGUCGUCACAGCUUCAUCAGAGUCAAACUGAGGAGAACAGAGAGACAGAGCCUCCAGCCAGCAGAGAAACUCAACACAUGGAAACAGAAGCUGAUGGAGAGGACUGUGGAGGAUCAGAACCAGCCGGGAACUCACAUCCACUUUUACAACCAGAGACUGAAGACCAGACUGGAGACUCUUCUGAACCUGAGACUGAUGACAGUGCUGAUUGGAAGGAGACCAGAGAACCUCAGUCAGCUUUAAACUCUCUGAAACAUGAUUCAAGAUGUAAGAAACGAUUCAGCUGCUCUGAGUGUGGGAGGAGAUUUGGCCGCAAGGAUAAUCUGAAGAGACACAUGAUAACUCACACAGGAGAGAAACCUUUUAGCUGCUCAGUUUGUAAUUCAUAUUUUACACAGAGAGGAAGUUUAUGGUCACACAUGGCCGCAGUCCACACAGGAGAGAAAAGAUUCAGCUGCAGUCUUUGUAACAAAAGAUUUUCCCGGCGUUCUGAUGUCAAAACACAUAAGUGUGUUGGUCCGAUGGAAACAGAAGCUGAUGGAGAGGACUGUGGAGGACCAGAACCAGCCAGGAACUCACAUCCACUUUUACAACCAGAGACUGAAGACCAGACUGGAGACUCUUCUGAACCUAAGAUGGAUGACAGUGCUGAUUGGAAGGAGACCAGAGAACCUCAGUCAGCUUUAAACUCUCUGAAACAUGAUUCAAGAUGUAAGAAACCCUUCAGCUGCUCUGAGUGUGGGAGAAGAUUUGACUUCAUGUCACAUCUGAAGAGACACAUGAUGACUCACACAGAAGAGAAACCAUUUGCUUGUUCUGUUUGUAGUAGAAGAUUUGCACAUUGGCUAAAUCUGAUAAAACACAUGGUCAUCCACACGAUUUGCCAGGCAUGAUCAGCUCAAAACACAUAAAUGUGUCGGUCAUCAGAGUCAAACUGAGGAGAACGGAGAGGCAGAGCCUCCAGCCAGCAGAGAAACUCAACACAUGGAAACAGAAGCUGAUGGAGAGGACUGUGGAGGUCCAGAACCAGCCACAAACUGCAGUACACUUUUACAUUUUAUUUUAUCUCUGAACCACCAGAAACCAUAAUAUCAAUCGUUGUGUCCGCAGCCGAAUUGACGCAUUUGCCCGAUGGCUGUACGACGCAUUGAGAGAAUAAACAAAACUCAUUUGUACACCAGUAUUCCCUCACAUGCACUCAUAAUCACUUAUAUUUACAAUAAUAUUCAUAAUUCACAGUAUUCAUCCUUUAAUAUGUGUAAAUCAGAAAUGAAAGCAAAACUAAUCACACUUUCUGUCAGAACAGAGACACGCUGAAUUGCGUGUGAAUGCUGAAAGCUGAAAAGCUGUUUUAGAUGUAAAAGAAGUGAAGUUGUAAGAAUAGUUGGAACUGUCUGUACAUUUUAAAUUGUACUAAUGUCAUAUUGUUUCCUGUUGCUCUCACCAAAGGACUAUAGUUAAAAACUAAAUAUUAAUAAUAGUACUAAAAC
Molecule: messenger RNA, 2207 nt
Organism: Sander lucioperca (pikeperch)
Lineage: Eukaryota; Metazoa; Chordata; Actinopteri; Perciformes; Percidae
Product: gastrula zinc finger protein XlCGF57.1-like
Exons: 3
Coding region: 36-1610 (524 amino acids)
Biological process (GO): regulation of transcription by RNA polymerase II
Cellular component (GO): nucleus
Molecular function (GO): DNA-binding transcription activator activity, RNA polymerase II-specific; RNA polymerase II cis-regulatory region sequence-specific DNA binding
Source: RefSeq, a predicted model, not a curated record